AUGGCGUCUUCUAGUUUUUGUUCGAGCUUACCCACAAAAGCUGCUCGCAUUUCCCCCAAAACCCAGUUCGUAUCUGGCUUGAAAUCCAAGAAAUUAAUUUUGGGUUCCCGAUCUUUGGUCAAACCCCAGAGGCUUUUCUCCUAUGUUCGUCGUGUAAUGGGUUCAUCUGCUUCUUCCCCAGACAGAGCUCAAGGGACAGGUGUUGGUGAUUACAAAUCUGUAAGUGAUCAAGAAUGGAAGGAGAAACUCACAGAGGAACAGUUUUACAUUACUCGUAAAAAGGGAACCGAGAGGGCUUUCGCUGGGGAAUACUGGAAUACGAAAACUAAGGGAACAUACAUGCUGCAAUCCUCCUCCUCAGUCAAUGAUCAUGAUCAGGAAUGCCAGCAGUCAAUUUGCAGAGGCAUUUUCCGUAACUCGCUAAAAUCCCGUCAGGAAGAAGAUCCUCGAACGGAAUACUUUUAUUGCUGGCAAAGUUGCCAAACCAGUGAGGAUACUGAAGAGUGUGAAGCGGCGUGUCGAGAGCGAUUAGACGGGCAAUUAGAGAAACAAUGCCAAAAGGAACAAGGCGGAGAAGAUCAGGAUGAGAAGCCGACUAGUAAUCCCAACCCUUACUACUUCCCUAAAUCUACGUUAUUGAAUCGGUUUGGGGCUGAAGAAGGUGGCUAUGUUGUCCUUAACAGCCUUACCAGGCUCUCUCCAUUCCUUCGCGGCAGAAUUAAAAACUACCGCUUGGCCUUAUUUCUAACUGCGCCUGGAACUUUUGUUCUCCCUUACCACAUUGAUGCUGAAUCAGCCUUUGUUGUUUCCGCCGGAAAGGGUACUCUUACUUUUGUGGUGAAGAACAAGAAAGAGUCCUUCAAGAUUGAAGAAGGAGAUGUGAUUAGAGUUCCAGGUGGGGCUACCACGUACUUAAUUAACGAUCAUAGUAGUGAACAUCUUAGCCUCGUACAGCUCAUUCGGCCAGUCAACAUACCUGACCUAUUUGAGGAAGAAAAAAAUUGUAACAGUAACUGCUAUGUAUAUUGGCGGCAGGAAUUCUUCCCUGGUGGUUAUAAAAUUCGCGAUCGAGAAGACUAUAGCAUUUUGGAUGAUGUCGAGUCAUACUACAGCGUUUUCAGCAAUGACAUUCUUGAAGCGGCCUUUAAUACUCCAAGAGAGCAGCUAGAGAAGGCCUUAGGACAGCAGAGGCCGGAGGGAAUGAUCAUAAAAGCCUCAAAAGAGCAACUCAAGGCAUUGAGUAAACAAGAUCCAUCAUGGUGGCGCAAACUAGUCCCUUGGUGGUCAUCUGAGGACACUGAUUUAAAAUUCAACCUGCAAAGCCAGAAGCCUUUUCAUUCCAAUAACUAUGGCAAGUUCUAUGAGGCUUCCCCUCAGGAGUUCAACCAGCUUCUAGACGUGAAUGUCUCAGUCGUUAUCGUUGAGAUCAACUCGGAAACUAUGAUGGUGCCACACUACAAUUCCAAAGCAACGUAUUUGAUGAUGGUGGUAAGUGGAACGGGAUGGUUUGAAAUGGCAUCCCCACAGUUCACACUCCCAGGGAGUGAAGAAGAGAUUGAGUACCAAGAAGACCAGGGUGAACAGAGUGGAAUGUACACCAAGGUGAGUGGAAAACUAUCACUCGGUGAUGUCUUUGUGGUUCCAGCAGGUCGUCCUGUUGUUUUUGUUUCCCAAGACAAUGAUGAGAGCAACAACCAAAAUCAGAAUCUGAGAAUUGUGGGAUUCGGAAUCAAUGCCCCAAACAACAUUAGGAACUUCCUUGCAGGCCAAGAGGACAACAUAAUGAAAAUGAUGGAGAGUGAGGCCAAGCAGCUGACAUUUGGGAAAGAGAUGGAACAGUUAUUGAGCAAUCAGAAGCAAUCGUAUUUCGUGCCACUGUCAACCCAGAAGAGCGAAGAAGGAAGAAACCAUUCCUCACCUGACUGGCUUCAAUUCAAGACUAAGCAGUGAUAGUAAUUAAAGUAUCCACUUUGACGCAAUCCAAAUGUAUGUAGAGCACCGGUACUAGUAUGCUGAGCUAGGGUUUUCAAUUAGCUAGGCUCAUGUAGUGAAGUGUGAGCCUCUUAUUUAAAAAAAAAAAAUGCUAAAUAAAUAAAUGUGACUAGCUCAUAAACUACCAUAAAAAUAAG
This is a messenger RNA of Pyrus x bretschneideri (Chinese white pear), 2129 nucleotides long. Its product is annotated as vicilin Jug r 2.0101. The record is from RefSeq and is a predicted model, not a curated record. The coding region runs from base 1 to 1950 and encodes 649 amino acids. Gene Ontology annotation, molecular function: peptide-methionine (R)-S-oxide reductase activity. NCBI's taxonomy places the organism in Eukaryota, Viridiplantae, Streptophyta, Magnoliopsida, Rosales, Rosaceae. The transcript has 7 exons.